Molecule: messenger RNA, 1266 nt
Organism: Cydia amplana
Lineage: Eukaryota; Metazoa; Arthropoda; Insecta; Lepidoptera; Tortricidae
Gene: Rpn7
Product: 26S proteasome non-ATPase regulatory subunit 6
Exons: 6
Coding region: 101-1249 (382 amino acids)
Biological process (GO): proteasome-mediated ubiquitin-dependent protein catabolic process
Cellular component (GO): proteasome regulatory particle
Source: RefSeq, a predicted model, not a curated record
GACAGCUCUGACUGGCUAAUUUGGAUUUUGGAUACGCUGUGUGAAAUUAUUAUUUCUUGUGAUUCCUAUUUGUUUAGUUAUUAUAUUGUAAAUCGAAAAAAUGGAGCUAUCAGCUGAGGGUAAAACUCCAGAGUACAUGGCUCUAGCUGGCAUUAAAUUCAAGCUGACUUUGCCCGAUUUAAAAAAUGAUGCACAGCUUCGGGAGCAACUAUUUCAAGGGAUAAAGGCUGGAAAUAUGGCCCCCUAUUACAAGGAGGUUUGUGCUGAGUUAGGCUGGCCAUUUGAUCAGAAGUUAUAUGAUGCCAUGGCUAAAGAGAAUCAAGAACGAUUAUCUAAAUUCGAGGAGGAUGAUUCCGAGACGCCAGUUUGGCAAGACAGAUUAGACUACAUGUGCUCUGUCGGCGACAAAGAGGGAGCCACAGCUUUGGCUACUUCUAAAUAUGAAGACUCCACCUUAACUACUAACAGAAGACUUGACGCUAUAUUUGCGUUAUUCAGAAUUGCCUACUUCCACGGCUGCAAUGUGAAGGAUAUGGGAAAGUCUAUUAAUAAGGCCCAUGAGCUGGUAGACAAAGGCGGAGACUGGCGUUCAAGGAAUAAGCUGAAGGCCUAUGAAGCUAUCUACUGCCUGGCUGUCAGAGACUACAGCAAAGCUGCAGACCUCUUCAUUGAUUGCGUCUCUACUUUUGAGUCUUAUGAAUUGGUUGAUUUUGGCACAAUAAUCCAAUACUGCGUGCUAGCCUGUGCUUUGGCGCUGGAGCGGCACGCGCUGCAAGCGGCGCUGCGGCGGCAGGGCGCCGCCGUGCAGGCGCUGCGCUCGCGCUUCCCCGAGCUGAGGGAGCUGGUUGAGUCGCUGCACGAGUGCCGGUACGCGGACUUCAUGAAGAGCUUAGCCUGGGUGGAGACCCAGAUCUGCGUGGACCCCGUGUUCCGCCCCCACUACCAGCACUACGUGCGCGAGGCGCGCAUCAAGGCCUACGUGCAGCUGCUGCGCGCGUACCGCUCGCUGAGUCUCGACAACAUCGCGGCCACCUUCGGCGUCACCCGCGAGUUCGUUGAGGAGGAAAUAUCCAAUUUCACGGCGGCGGGGCGGCUGGUGUGCCGCAUCGACGCGGUGGCGGGCUGCGUGGUGACGGGCGCGGGCCGCGGCGCCGACGCCGACCGCUCGCAGCUGUACCAGGCCACCAUCCGCGAGGGCGACCUGCUGCUCAACCGCGUCAAGAAGCUCGCCAGCGUCAUCAACUUCUAGGUGUAUUAUAUACCCGU